Messenger RNA from Astyanax mexicanus (Mexican tetra), 2612 nucleotides. RefSeq names its product heat shock protein 5 (gene hspa5). NCBI's taxonomy places the organism in Eukaryota, Metazoa, Chordata, Actinopteri, Characiformes, Acestrorhamphidae. Gene Ontology annotation, cellular component: endoplasmic reticulum lumen; endoplasmic reticulum chaperone complex; membrane. Bases 190 to 2154 code for a protein of 654 amino acids. Gene Ontology annotation, molecular function: misfolded protein binding; heat shock protein binding; ATP hydrolysis activity. Gene Ontology annotation, biological process: cellular response to unfolded protein; protein refolding; endoplasmic reticulum unfolded protein response. The record is from RefSeq and is a predicted model, not a curated record. The transcript is spliced from 9 exons.
CAGAUCCAGCAUUCACACUCAGACUGAUACACAGAGAACAGCAGCAGAUAGAGAAUUACAGAGUUUUACAGACUUACAGAGGGCUAAUCUUAUUGCUACAGUGCGUUUGGAGCUUCAACACUCUCAGAUUAUUCUUAUAUUAAAGCUGUUAAAGAAUUCAAUUAAGUGAUUGGCUGAUUUGACACCAAAAUGAAGAUCCUCUGCCUGUUCAUGCUGGUGGUGGGCUGCGUGUAUGCCGACGACGAUGAUAAAAAGGAAAAUGUCGGGACCGUAGUGGGAAUUGACCUUGGAACCACCUACUCCUGCGUUGGUGUGUUUAAGAAUGGACGUGUUGAGAUCAUUGCCAAUGACCAGGGAAACCGCAUCACUCCUUCCUAUGUGGCCUUUACAAGUGAGGGUGAACGUCUCAUUGGUGAUGCUGCCAAGAACCAGCUGACCUCCAACCCUGAGAACACUGUCUUUGAUGCCAAGCGGCUGAUCGGUCGUACGUGGGGUGACUCCUCUGUGCAGCAGGACGUCAAAUACUUUCCCUUCAAGGUUCUUGAGAAGAAGAGCAAACCCCAUAUUCAGGUUGACAUUGGAGCUGGUCAGCUGAAGACCUUUGCCCCUGAGGAGAUCUCUGCCAUGGUUCUUACCAAGAUGAAGGAGACUGCUGAGGCUUACCUGGGAAAGAAGGUUACACAUGCUGUGGUCACUGUCCCUGCCUAUUUCAAUGACGCUCAGCGCCAGGCUACCAAGGAUGCUGGCACCAUUGCUGGCUUAAACGUGAUGAGAAUUAUUAACGAGCCAACUGCUGCUGCCAUUGCUUACGGUCUGGACAAGAAGGACGGCGAGAAGAACAUCUUGGUGUUUGACCUCGGUGGCGGUACCUUUGAUGUGUCCCUGCUGACCAUUGAUAACGGUGUGUUUGAGGUGGUGGCCACUAAUGGAGACACUCACCUUGGAGGAGAGGACUUCGAUCAGCGUGUCAUGGAGCACUUCAUCAAGCUGUACAAGAAGAAGACUGGAAAGGAUGUGCGCAAGGACAACCGUGCUGUGCAGAAGCUGCGUCGUGAGGUUGAGAAAGCCAAGAGAGCCCUGUCCUCUCAGCACCAGGCUCGCAUUGAGAUCGAGUCCUUCUUUGAGGGUGAAGACUUCUCCGAGACUCUGACCCGUGCCAAGUUUGAGGAGCUCAACAUGGAUCUGUUCCGUUCCACCAUGAAGCCAGUGCAGAAGGUCCUUGAGGAUUCUGACCUGAAAAAGUCAGAAAUCAAUGAAAUCGUGCUUGUUGGUGGCUCCACUCGUAUUCCCAAGAUCCAGCAGCUCGUGAAGGAGUUCUUCAAUGGCAAAGAGCCCUCCAGAGGCAUCAACCCUGACGAAGCUGUGGCUUAUGGAGCUGCUGUGCAGGCUGGAGUGCUGUCUGGAGAGGAAGACACUGGAGAUCUUGUGCUUCUGGAUGUGUGCCCCCUGACUCUUGGUAUUGAGACUGUCGGAGGUGUGAUGACCAAGCUGAUCCCCAGGAACACUGUUGUGCCAACCAAGAAGUCCCAGAUCUUCUCCACAGCUUCUGACAACCAGCCAACCGUCACCAUCAAAGUUUAUGAAGGUGAGCGUCCUCUGACCAAAGACAACCAUCUCCUGGGCACCUUCGAUCUGACUGGAAUCCCUCCCGCACCCCGUGGCGUUCCUCAGAUCGAGGUCACAUUCGAGAUCGACGUCAACGGCAUUCUGCGAGUCACCGCUGAGGACAAGGGCACAGGCAACAAGAACAAGAUCACCAUCACGAACGACCAGAACCGCCUCACCCCUGAAGAUAUCGAGCGCAUGGUCAACGAUGCAGAGCGUUUUGCCGAUGAAGACAAGAAGCUGAAGGAGCGCAUUGACUCCCGCAACGAGCUGGAGAGCUACGCAUACUCCCUGAAGAACCAGGUGGGGGACAAGGAGAAGCUGGGAGGCAAACUCUCCGAUGAAGACAAGGAAGCCAUUGAGAAGGCUGUGGAAGAGAAGAUCGAGUGGCUCGAGUCCCACCAGGACGCCGACCUUGAAGAGUUCCAGGCCAAGAAGAAGGAGCUCGAAGAAGUAGUACAGCCCAUCAUUAGCAAGCUUUACGGCAGCGCAGGCGGUCCACCACCAGAGGAGGGCGAGGAAGACCAGGGUGAGAAGGACGAGUUGUAGAAAACCUGUGAUUUCCAUCUCUACACCUUCGCUUAUUUCGUUUCGGUCCUCCGGUGCCCUUUUCUCUCUGGGAAAGAUGAUUACUCUGGUGUACAUAUUGCUGGACUUGAAGGACAAUUGUGAGGGAAGGUGUGAAAGGGGGACAUUAAACCAUAAAGCCACGAUUAUCUUCUGAAAAGACUUGGAGCAUUUUGAGUGAGGGAUGUUGCUCUUCACUGAGGUGGAGAUUUAGUCAGCCUGGACUAAGGCUUGCUGCUGUUCUCAGGCAGUUUGAGGAGAGUUAUGUGGAGGGGUUGGGUGGGGAGGGAAGUGGGUGGGGGAGGAGGGGUGUAGUGGGUGUGUUGGGUCCUGGGCAACUGUCAUGUUCACAAACCUAACAAGUUAUUUAUUUAAAUUUGGCGAUUGUAGAGUGAUCAUUUCUACUGCAACGAUGUGGGGAAUAAAUGUUUGAUACAAAA